GGCGGGGUGAGUGGGCGUCCGUCUACUUCAGCACUCCUCCUGUGGCUCGACCGAGGAGCGAGAGCGAGAGAGUUGAGGCAAAAUCAGAAGCUCCCGGGCUGCAUGCCAGGGUGGAGGGACGAUGAAGCCCCAUGGACUUGAGACAUGAGGGGAUAAGAGUGGGUCCACUUGCGCUCAUCUUGUCGGCGCUGUCGGCUUUACAGGUAGAAAGUGCGUUUUUUUUUCCACGGCAAGUCAACCGGGAGCACAAACAAACAAACACAACAAAAAGCACUGACCACCUGACUGCUGGGAGAUGAGACGCUGAUCACCGCAACAGCCGCAGGGUUGGAAGAUUCCUGUCAUUUGUGAGAAGUCUGCUACAAAGGUUUCUUACAAACUUUUGCCUCUCUCCUGUCAUGGAUCUAAAAGACUAUUACCUGUUGGGUGCCCUGCUUGCUUGCAUAUGGUUAGAUCCUUCAAUAGCCCAAGAACUCAUCUACCCCAUCAGGGAGGAGCUGCAAGAAAAUGUCCUCAUUGGAAAUAUACCGAGGGACCUUAACAUUUCCCAUACAAAUGCUGCCACUGGAGCAAGUUCUAAUCUUGUGUACCGGCUGGUCUCCAAAGCUGGAGAUAACCCUCUGGUCCGAGUUCUGAGCAGCACCGGUGAGAUAUUCACAACAUCAAACCGAAUAGAUAGGGAGAAGUUAUGCCCUGGUCCCUCCUUUGAGGACAGCGAGUGCUCCUUUGAAAUUGAAGUGGUCAUCCUGCCUAAUGAUUAUUUCAGGCUGAUUAAAAUCAAAAUAAUUGUCAGAGACACAAAUGAUAAUGCACCCAUGUUCCCAUCCCCUGUGAUCAACAUCUCCAUACCAGAGAACACGCUCAUUAACAGUCGCUUUGCUAUUCCGUCGGCCACUGACCCAGACACUGGUCCAAACAGCGUCCACAAAUAUGAGCUUAUCAAUGGGCAGAGUGCCUUUGGCUUAGACAUAGUGGAAACGCCUGAGGGGGAGAAGUGGCCCCAGCUCAUUGUGCAGCAGAAUCUGGACAGAGAGCAGAAGGAUACGUAUGUGAUGAAGAUUAAAGUGGAGGACGGUGGUAGCCCACAGAAAUCCAGCACUGCCAUUCUCCAAGUGACAGUAACAGAUGUCAACGAUAACAGACCUGUCUUUAAAGAGAGCCAGGUAGAGGUGCAUAUUCCGGAGAAUUCCCCUCUUGGCACAUCUGUUGUUCAGCUUCAGGCCACAGAUGCAGAUGUAGGGGCCAAUGCAGAGAUUCGAUAUGUAUUUGGGACUCAGGUGUCCCCGACUACAAAAAGGCUCUUUGCGCUGAACACGACAUCUGGCUUAAUUACUGUGCAGAGGCCCCUGGACAGAGAAGAGACUGCAAUACAUAAGCUCUCUGUUGUGGCUAGUGAUGGCAGCCCAAGCGUCGCCAGAGCUAUUGUCUCAAUAAAUGUGACUGAUGUGAAUGACAACCCCCCAAAUAUAGACUUGAGAUAUAUAAUAAGUCCCAUUAAUGGCACUGUUUUCCUCUCUGAGAAGGAUCCCAUUAAUACCAAGAUAGCCCUCAUCACAGUGUCAGACAAAGACACUGACAUUAACGGCAAGGUCAUUUGCUUCAUCGAGAAAGAUGUGCCCUUCCAUCUCAAAGCUGUGUAUGACAACCAGUAUCUGUUGGAGACAUCUGCACUGCUUGACUAUGAAGGGACCAAGGAAUAUAACUUCAAAAUUGUGGCUUCUGAUUCUGGAAAGCCGAGCUUAAAUCAGACUGCCUUAGUGAGAGUGAGGCUGGAGGAUGAGAAUGACAACUCGCCUAUUUUCACUCAACCCGUCAUUGAGCUGGCUGUCAUGGAGAACAACAAACGGGACCUGUUCCUGACCACUCUUAGUGCCACGGAUGAGGACAGCGGGAAAAAUGCAGAGAUCGUUUAUCAGCUGGGACCAAAUGCAUCAUUCUUUGACCUUGAUCGCAAAACAGGGGUUCUGACUGCAUCCAGAGUUUUUGACCGUGAGGAUCAAGACAAGUUCCUGUUCACGAUAACGGCAAGAGAUAAUGGGACACCACCCCUGCAGACACAAGCAGCUGUCAUUGUGACUGUGUUGGAUGAAAAUGACAACAACCCAAAGUUUACACAUAACCACUUUCAGUUUUUUGUAUCUGAGAAUCUUCCUAAAUACAGCACAGUCGGGGUAAUAACAGUGACAGAUUCUGAUGCUGGAGAAAAUGCUGCCGUUUCUCUUUCAAUACUGAACGACAAUGAAAACUUCAUAUUGGAUCCUUUCUCCGGCGUUAUAAAGUCAAACGUGUCAUUUGAUCGAGAGCAACAGAGUUCAUACACUUUUGAUGUCAGGGCUGUGGACAGUGGCAGGCCUCCUUGCUCUUCAGCUGCCAAGGUGACCAUCAAUGUCAUUGAUGUGAACGACAACACCCCCGUUGUCAUCUCACCCCCCUCUAACACAUCUUUUAAGCUCGUCCCUCUGUCCUCCAUCCCUGGAUCUGUAGUUGCGGAGGUGUUUGCUGUAGAUGGCGAUACAGGGAUGAACGCUGAACUGAAAUACACUAUUGUGCAUGGCAACAACAAGGGUCUGUUCAGGAUUGACCCAGUCACCGGGAACAUCACCCUGGAAGAAAAGCCAGCACUGAGUGACAUAGGAUUACACCGAUUAGUGGUCAACAUCAGUGAUUUAGGAUAUCCAAAGUCCCUCCAUACCCUCGUGCUGGUAUUCCUUUAUGUCAAUGAUACUGUGGGCAACUACACUCUUAUCAAUGAUCUCAUCCGCCGUAGAAUGGAAACCCCGAUCGAGCGCAAUAUCAGCGAAAGCAGUGAAAUUUAUCAAAGUGGGGACUAUUUAACAAUAAUGAUAGCCUUUGUGACUGGCGCCUUAGUUGUGAUUAUUGUCAUCUUUGUGACUGUCCUGCUGCGCUGCCGGCACACCUCCAGAUUCAAAGCUGCACAGAGAAAAAAACAGGGGACCGAGUGGAUGUCACCAAAUACAGAGAACAAGCAAAAUAAGAAGAAAAAGCGCAGGAAAAGGAAAUCUCCAAAGAGCUCCUUGCUCAACUUUGUUACCAUUGAGGGAAACAAACCUGACGACCCUGCCCACGAGCCAAUCAACGGAACCAUAAGUCUGCCCACCGAACUGGAAGAGCAGGGGAUUGGACGGUUUGAUUGGAAUGCCACACCUACGACCACCUUUAAACCAAGCAGCCCUGACCUGGCCCGACACUACAAAUCUGCCUCCCCGCAAUCAGCGUUCCACCUCAAGGCUGACACACCGGUCUCAGUGAAGAAGCAUCAUGUGAUUCAGGAACUGCCACUGGAUAACACCUUUGUUGGGGGCUGUGACACCCUUUCCAAGCGGUCCUCCACAAGCUCCGACCACUUCAGUGCCUCAGAAUGCAGCUCCCAAGGAGGGUUCAAGACAAAGGCGCCCAUGCACACCAGACAGCAGAUGUUUUGCGAUUCAAUUUCUGCACCAAACAACCCGAAACACAGAUGAUGGCAAAUUACCAGGAUUUAUCUUGAAUAUGUUUGUACACAUUUGUAUUCCUGUGAGUAUAUUUUCCACCCUCAUCUUUAAGUUUGGCAUCACUCAUAAAAUUCAGUUUUGAUCAUCGCAAUUGCUGUCAUAUAUCAAAGUGUUUGAGUGCGUGUGUGCAUGUGUGUGGUGUGUGUGUGUGUGUGUGUGUGCAUAUGAGAUUUUUCUUUGUCUGUCAUUGUUUGUUUGUCUGCCAUUUUUGGCUGACAAGCCAUUCAUCUUAAAAGUAAACCUCGUCUAUCUCUCCAAAUUCUCACAGCAAACUUGACUGAUGAUCAAUCAUCCCGAGAGUCACUAUAGGAUAUUCCUGUUCUGCAUGCACACAAAAAACCUCAACAAACAAAGAUUAUUUUGGUUUUCGUGGGACUGUGAUUACUUCAGCCAUAUUCAUGUUUUCACUAAUCCAGAAAAGACUCACAAUUUCUCUUCUGCAAUCGAUCAAGAUGACAUACUUGUGAUAUGCUUGUUUUUCCCCCAGCACUGCAUGAUAAUGAAAAAAAAACUACAAAAAAAACCAAACAAAAAAACCUUUUCACACCAUUCACGUGGCACUUGUAAAAUACGAGUAGAGGGUGGAAGAAAAUGUUUCUUGACCUGUUGCUUGUCUUUAAGGAUGAUAUACAGUAUAAGUUAUAAUGGUGCAUCAUUGUGUGAAUGCCCUCACCCCAAGAACCCAUCUCUUCUUUUCACCACUCACCUGCCCAACUCCCACUACCAAUUGCUCCCUCCCACCUACUUCCCUCAGUCACACCUUUCACCCAUCUUUUAUCGGGGUCAGGGCUGUUACUUGUAAUGUUAAAUUCCGGAUGGCAUGACCACCUUUUUUGUUUUUUGAUCAUUUGUGACAGAUGGGAGUGCUUUGUGUUCAGUGCCCACUUUGCUUCCUGGGAAUGGUCGGGGAGGGGUGGUGGUGUAAAAGAUGGGCAAAGCAUUACUGUAUGUUCUGACAUGACAAACCCAGAGGGAGACAUGUCUUUGUCAUUCAGUUAUUGCUACAUUGAAGCACGGGCCGCUUCUCGGCUACUAGCUUGUGCCUAUGUCCAAGCUAAUAGUUGUGAUAAUGGCUUUGCCAGACAAACACGCCCAAAGCUAAUCGAGGGGGGUGGGUCAGGAAUUGUUUGACGUGAAAUGUAACUGCAAUUGACUGCUGUGCUACAAGGUCUCAUCACUCACAAAAAACUCUGUAACCCUCAUCAAUGUAAAUUUUUAUUGUGCAUAUGAGAUGUUUCAUGUAAAUUGAACUCCUGGUAAUCUUGCCUAAUGUGCUGUGUUAAAGAAUAUUGGACUUUUAUUUUGUUUUA
Messenger RNA from Syngnathoides biaculeatus (alligator pipefish), 4822 nucleotides. Its product is annotated as protocadherin-9. The record is from RefSeq and is a predicted model, not a curated record. The transcript is spliced from 4 exons. Gene Ontology annotation, cellular component: plasma membrane; catenin complex. NCBI's taxonomy places the organism in Eukaryota, Metazoa, Chordata, Actinopteri, Syngnathiformes, Syngnathidae. The coding region runs from base 399 to 3482 and encodes 1027 amino acids. Gene Ontology annotation, biological process: homophilic cell-cell adhesion. Gene Ontology annotation, molecular function: cadherin binding; calcium ion binding.